CUGUAAUCACUACUGCAGUGCUUUUUUUUUUUAAGUCAAUCCAAUCUCAUAAUGACGAGUCCCUGUUCUCCUCCUGAAUGCCAACUGUCGGCGAUUCCGGAGAAGCCACAGUCCAAAAGUUCUCAAGGGUCGGGUGACGCUAUCAUUAACAUUGACAGCCGUGCCACGACUGCUGUUAAUACGACUAAUUCCUACCAUUCUAGCGUGUCUCUGUCACAUGCAAAGAGCGAAAUCAAAGAAACAAUCACCGUACCGCUGCAGGAUUACCCAAGCGGUUAUCCCCGUCAAGCUGCCUUUCAAUCUAGCGAGCCGAGCUUCUCGAUAUACCGCUGCUUUAAUUAUCUUCACUCCCGUGUUCUUCUAGAACUCCAAGAUCAACUACGGGUUCUGGAAAGCGACCUUACGGACCUAGACAAUCUCGAUCUUGAAAAUGGCCAAGAGAAGAGAUUGAAAUCCCGUGCAUAUGAUCUCCGACAAGCUAAAAAGGAAAAGAUCGAGAGUGAACGCGCGGGGCUUAUAGCCACAAUACGAGAUAAACUUGUUAAUUAUGAUGAGAUACUUGUAAAGGCCAGAGAACUCAAUACCUUCCAGCGGCCCUCUAAGCGGGAUUACGGAAGCUUCCGAACCUGGUUCUGGAACGAGAAGCCGUUAAGUUAUGAGCUUGAGGAGCAGUUCAUCAAGCGCAAGGAAGACUUGGUCACACUAAGGCAUGGACGAGAGUGGGCCGGAUUCGACGGGCUCAUUGAGGAGUUGAUCCGCAAGUUGCAUUGUCCUUUGACCCAAAAAAUAUUUACCACACCUGAACUCCGCGCCAAAACGAACAACAAGUACAUCCACUACUACUCCUCAUCACGUAUUGAGAAGCUUGUUGGACUCAUCAUCACCUUCAUCAUAUUCGUCCUUCUCAUUCUCCCAGUAGUCGCUAUGUACAGGCUUACAAGCAUUACCUAUCGUAACACGAUCUUCGAUGCCAUUGGCAUCCUAGUGGUGUUCACGCUUCUGUUCUCGGCGGCAAUGUCAUUGCUUACGAGGGCCAAGCGACACGAGCUGUUUGCCGCUUCAGCGGCAUAUUGCGCUGUCCUAGUCGUGUUCAUCAGCAACUUCGGCUCCCAAGCUCCCGUAGGUUAACCCGGAUGAAGUUCUGAUUCACUCUUGUGUUAUUGAUUGGUAAUUCCGUUUCAUUAUUUAAAGCUCUUUCGGUAUCUUUUCAUAUGUACUCCCAACUUAUUGAUUUUGAAAAACAUAUUCAAACCCCGUUGCCUCCAAAAGGCCUUUUCCGAGAACGCCACGCAUUCUAUUCUUCCUUCGAAGUUAAGUUUCCACCACAACUAGCACUUUAAAUGUCUUCUUUUGCUAGAUCUUUACUUUUUGUAAUUGGUGACGAGUUUUUCUUGUCCUUCAUAAUGUAUAUUGCUCUCUGCAUAUAUUUAAACAAGCUUGGAGUCUAUAAUACAGACCAUGUUUACUUG
Molecule: messenger RNA, 1469 nt
Organism: Lindgomyces ingoldianus
Lineage: Eukaryota; Fungi; Ascomycota; Dothideomycetes; Pleosporales; Lindgomycetaceae
Exons: 5
Coding region: 52-1128 (358 amino acids)
Source: RefSeq, a predicted model, not a curated record